UAUUGUGGGACCAUCACGUGUAUCCGCGGGGUCCACGUGGGGUGACACAGCUGGGCUGCCCCCGGCUGCAUGGGGGGGGAAAGAAGAAGAAGAGAGAAGAAAACCAACCCACCCCUUAUCCCUCUCUCGCCCCCUUCCACCCUGAUCUUUAAUGCAUACAUUCCCCCGUCGCCGCUCGCCCCUAAUCCUAUGGGAUCAGCGGGCCCGUGGAGGCCCCCCCCCGGGGUCCCCCCCAAGAAGUGAUGGCUUUAUAAAGGGGCUCGGAGAGAGCGGGGAUGCAGUGCCCAACCAUGGCCUCCAAGCUCAAGGAGCGGAGGAGGACGCCGGUUUCCCACAAAGUGAUAGAGAAGAGGAGAAGGGACCGCAUCAACCGCUGCCUCACCGAGCUGGGGAAGACGGUGCCCAUGGCUCUGGCCAAGCAGAGCUCGGGAAAGCUGGAGAAAGCGGAGAUUCUGGAGAUGACGGUGCAGUACCUGCGGGCUCUGCAUUCGGCGGAGUUCCCCCGUGGCCGGGAGAAGGCAGAGCUGCUCUCCGAGUUCGCCAACUAUUUCCACUACGGCUACCAUGAGUGCAUGAAGAACCUGGUCCACUACCUAACGACGGUAGAGAGGAUGGAGACCAAAGACACCAAAUACGCCCGCAUCCUGGCCUUCCUCCAGUCCAAAGCGCGCUUCGUCACAGAGCCCCUCUUCGCCUCCCUGGGUUCCCUCCCAGAGCCGGACUUUUCCUACCAGUUGCACCCCGGGCCCGACUGCCCCGGGCACGGCCACAGCCCUGGCGAGGCCGGGCUCCAACCGCCCUCGGGGGGCCCCUUCCCGUGGCACGGCGCGGCCCGCAGCCCACCCCUGCCCUACCACCUCCCCGGCGCCGCUGUGCCCCUCGCCGGCCCCGGCCAGCAGCGCAGCACCUUCCUGUCCUCCGUGCAAGGGCUGGACCGCCACUACCUCAACCUCCUCGGCCAUUCCCACCCCAACGCCUUCGGGCUGCCCCCUGGCCAGCACCACUCCGUGCUAUAGACUCGACCCCGCCCGAAAACCCUAUUUAUGACCGCGGACACUGAGAGUUACGCCCGGGCGCACAGGGAGGCUGCCGGGGCCAUGGAGAUGCGCGGCAGUCUCGGAGGGCUGGGAGCUCGGGGCCUGCCUCCCUCCCUCCCGGGGGUCUGGACCGGCCUUUCCCGCUCUCCUUCCCACCUCCGGGUGCGGUGCCUGUACAAGGGAUGCCUUGGAAUAAAUGUUUAUACCC
Pezoporus occidentalis (night parrot) is the source of this 1245-nucleotide messenger RNA. It is a transcript of the gene HELT, whose product is annotated as helt bHLH transcription factor. The coding region runs from base 276 to 1016 and encodes 246 amino acids. Gene Ontology annotation, biological process: regulation of neurogenesis; regulation of transcription by RNA polymerase II; anterior/posterior pattern specification. The transcript has 4 exons. The record is from RefSeq and is a predicted model, not a curated record. Gene Ontology annotation, molecular function: DNA-binding transcription factor activity, RNA polymerase II-specific; protein dimerization activity; RNA polymerase II cis-regulatory region sequence-specific DNA binding. Gene Ontology annotation, cellular component: nucleus. NCBI's taxonomy places the organism in Eukaryota, Metazoa, Chordata, Aves, Psittaciformes, Psittacidae.